Messenger RNA from Penicillium maclennaniae, 1971 nucleotides. RefSeq names its product H(+)-transporting V1 sector ATPase subunit A. NCBI's taxonomy places the organism in Eukaryota, Fungi, Ascomycota, Eurotiomycetes, Eurotiales, Aspergillaceae. The record is from RefSeq and is a predicted model, not a curated record. Gene Ontology annotation, cellular component: fungal-type vacuole membrane; proton-transporting V-type ATPase, V1 domain. The coding region runs from base 1 to 1971 and encodes 656 amino acids. Gene Ontology annotation, molecular function: ATP hydrolysis activity; proton-transporting ATPase activity, rotational mechanism; ATP binding. Gene Ontology annotation, biological process: ATP metabolic process; proton transmembrane transport. The transcript has 5 exons.
AUGUUAGGCUUGCAAAGGCCUCGAUUGAAAGCAAGGCCGUCACUGCUGCAAUUGAUUAGCAGAGAGCCCGAGCGUCCGACCUCUCCACCGCCCGUCAACCGCGAGCUUCCAAAGUCUCCGCUUCCAGACUCACCCACCUCCAUCUCCUCCAACCCCUCUUCCAAAGCUACCACCAUGGCCCCCAAAAACAAGGACCAGGAGCCUCAUGGCCUCAUCUUCUCGGUUUCCGGCCCCGUCGUCGUGGCCGAAAAUAUGAUCGGCUGUGCCAUGUACGAGCUGUGCCGCAUUGGACACGACCUUCUCGUUGGUGAAGUCAUUCGUAUCGAACAGGACAAGGCCACCAUCCAGGUCUACGAAGAGACCGCCGGUUUGACCGUCGGUGACCCCGUCACACGGACGGGAAAGCCCCUUUCUGUCGAGCUUGGCCCCGGUUUGAUGGAGACGAUCUACGAUGGUAUUCAGCGACCGCUCAAGGCCAUUUCCGACAAGUCGAAAGGUAUCUACAUUCCCCGUGGUAUCUCCGUCAAUGCGCUGGACCGCGAGAAGAAGUGGGAGUACAAGCCUGCCGGCUUCAAGGUCGGCGAUCACAUCACCGGUGGUGACAUUUGGGGUACCGUCUUCGAGAACAGCUUGGUGAAUGACCACAAGAUCCUUCUGCCCCCACGUGCCCGUGGUACUAUUACACGGAUAUCCCCCGCCGGUAGCUACACCGUCGAGGAGAAGCUGCUCGAGGUCGAAUUCGAGGGUAAGAAGAGCGAGUUUGGAAUGAUGCAGACUUGGCCGGUCCGUGUACCUCGCCCGGUCAACGACCGUCUCGCUGCCGAUUCGCCCUUCAUUUGCUGGAUUCUCUUCCCCAGUGUUCAGGGUGGAACCGUUUGUAUUCCCGGCGCUUUCGGAUGUGGCAAGACUGUCAUUUCCCAAUCCGUGUCCAAGUUCUCGAACUCCGACAUCAUUGUCUAUGUCGGUUGCGGUGAGCGUGGUAACGAGAUGGCCGAGGUGUUGAUGGACUUCCCCGAGCUUUCCAUUACUGUCGAGGGCCGUAAGGAGCCCAUCAUGAAGCGAACCUGCUUGAUCGCCAACACCUCCAACAUGCCCGUGGCCGCCCGUGAGGCCUCCAUCUACACCGGUAUCACCAUCGCCGAAUAUUUCCGUGACCAGGGCAAGGACGUGGCUAUGAUGGCUGACUCGAGUUCUCGCUGGGCCGAGGCUUUGCGUGAGAUUUCCGGUCGUUUGGGAGAGAUGCCUGCUGACCAGGGUUUCCCCGCCUAUCUGGGUGCCAAGCUGGCCUCCUUCUACGAGCGUGCCGGCCGCAGCAGUGCCCUGGGUAGCCCCGAGCGUAACGGCAGUGUCAGCAUUGUUGGUGCCGUCAGCCCGCCCGGUGGUGAUUUCUCCGAUCCCGUCACUAGCAGUACCCUAGGUAUUGUGCAGGUCUUCUGGGGUCUCGACAAGAAGCUGGCGCAGCGCAAGCACUUCCCGUCGGUCAACACCUCGAUGUCCUACAGCAAGUACACCACCGUUCUGGAUAAGUACUACGAAAAGCACAACCCGGACUUCCCUCGCUUGCGUGACCAGAUCCGUGAAUUGCUGUCUAAGUCGGAGGAUCUCGACCAGGUCGUGCAGUUGGUCGGUAAGGCGGCGCUUGGUGACUCGGACAAGAUUACGCUGGACGUCGCCGCCAUGCUCAAGGAUGACUUCCUACAGCAGAAUGGCUACAGUGACUACGAUCAAUUCUGCCCUCUGUGGAAGACUGAGUACAUGAUGAAGGCAUUCAUGGGCUUCCAUGACGAGGCUCAGAAGGCCGUGGCUCAGGGCCAGCAGUGGAACAAGGUCCGUGACUCCACCUCGGACCUGCAGGCGUCUUUGCGGAGCAUGAAGUUUGAGGUACCCGACAACGAGGAGGAGGUCACUGCCAAGUACGAGCAACUCCUGCAGUCCAUGUCGGAUCGCUUUGCGUCGGUGUCGGAUGAGUAG